Messenger RNA from Danio aesculapii, 3104 nucleotides. RefSeq names its product argininosuccinate synthase 1 (gene ass1). NCBI's taxonomy places the organism in Eukaryota, Metazoa, Chordata, Actinopteri, Cypriniformes, Danionidae. The record is from RefSeq and is a predicted model, not a curated record. The coding region runs from base 110 to 1354 and encodes 414 amino acids. Gene Ontology annotation, molecular function: argininosuccinate synthase activity; ATP binding. Gene Ontology annotation, cellular component: cytoplasm. Gene Ontology annotation, biological process: L-arginine biosynthetic process; urea cycle. The transcript is spliced from 15 exons.
GGCGCGCGCGCGCCUCAUACAGACACACUGGCAUUUGUGGACGAGCCGCACGCGUCGGAUCCGUAAUCAUUUUCAUCAUUUCUUCUCUCUUUCGUGUUGAAUCUGCAAGAUGUCGAAGGGUCUGGUGGUGCUGGCGUACAGCGGCGGUCUCGACACCUCCUGUAUUCUAGUCUGGCUGAAGGAACAGGGUUACGAUGUCAUCGCGUACCUGGCUAAUAUUGGACAGGACGAGGACUUUGAUGUGGCCCGGAAGAAAGCGGAGAAACUUGGAGCCAAGAAGGUGUUCAUUGAGGACCUGCGCAGUGAGUUUGUGCAGGAGUUCAUCUGGCCGGCGCUGCAGGCGAACGCUCUGUAUGAGGACCGAUACCUGCUGGGCACCUCCAUCGCCCGGCCCUGCAUUGCCCGCCGCCAGGUGCAGAUCGCCCAGCGGGAGGCGGCACAGUACGUCUCACACGGGGCCACCGGGAAGGGAAAUGACCAGGUUCGCUUUGAGCUGACGUGUUACGCGCUCUUCCCUCAAGUGCAGGUCAUCGCUCCGUGGAGGAUUCCUGAGUUUUACAACCGUUUCCGUGGCCGGAAGGACCUGAUGGAGUAUGCAGAGAAACACAACAUUCCUGUUCCCGUUACGCCGAAGGCUCCGUGGAGUAUGGACGCCAAUCUGAUGCACAUCAGCUAUGAGUCUGGCAUUCUGGAGAAUCCCAAGAAUCAUGCACCUUCAGAUCUCUACCAGAUGACCAAAAACCCUGCCGAUUCUCCUGAUCAAGCGGAUAUGCUGGAGAUUGAGUUCAAGAAAGGUGUUCCAGUAAGAGUGUCUAAUGUCAAAGAUGGCAUCAGUAAAGAGACUCCGCUGGACAUUUUCUGCUAUCUGAAUGAUAUCGGAGGAAAGCAUGGUGUGGGGAGGAUCGAUAUCGUGGAGAACCGCUUCAUCGGAAUGAAGUCCAGAGGAAUCUACGAGACUCCUGGAGGAACGAUUCUCCUUCAGGCUCAUCUGGACAUCGAGGCCUUCACUAUGGACCGGGAGGUGCGCAAGAUCAAGCAGAGCCUUGGCAUCAAGUUCUCAGAGCUCAUCUAUAAUGGCUUCUGGUUCAGCCCCGAGUGUGAGUUUGUGCGCGAGUGUGUGGAGAGAUCUCAGAAACACGUGGAGGGACGAGUCCAGCUCUCCGUCUACAAGGGGCAGGUGUACAUCUUGGGCCGAGAGUCUCCCAAAUCACUGUACAACGAGGAGCUGGUCAGUAUGGAUGUUCAGGGUGACUACGACCCCUGCGACGCCUCGGGCUUCAUCAAGAUCAAUGCUGUCCGGCUGAGGGAACACAACCGUCUGCAGGGAGCCGCCCUCAGCAAACACAACGUCUGAUGAACACAGAUCAGGUGUGUGUGUGUGUGAUUGGAGGAUCAGCGAUACACACUUAUAAUCACACAUACAGGAAAUGUUCUCACAAUGUUCACACAAGGUUUCCUCAACAUUAUGAACACAACUCUUUCAGUAACAACACAAUGAUGACUAUGGUUUAUCCCUAUAGUGUACUCACUGAACAGCUCAUUACGAGACUAGCAACAUUCAUUCAGUCAUUCUCCUUCAGCUUAGUCCCUUUAUUUAUCAGGGGUCGCCACAGCGGAAUGAACCGCCAACUAUUCCAGCAUAUGUUUUACACAGCGGAUGCCCUUCCAGCUGCAACCCAGUACUGGGAAACACUCAUUUACACUCUCACAUUCUCACACACACUCAUCCACACAGAAACGCCGACUGACCCAGCUGGGACUCAAACCAGCGACCUUCUUGCUGUGAGGUGACAGUGCUUACCACUGAGCCACCGUGCCGCCUUAAUUUUAAACUUUUAUAACUUGUAAACAUCAUUAUAAUGUAAUCGAUGUCAUUGAAGUGUCCAUAUAUGGAAAAUAUAUAAUUUGUCGUUAAUUCUAUUGCACUUUUUACAUUGUCGAUCGUCAAAGCAGUUUAGCAUGGAUGAAGAAUAGAGAGAAUAAAACACAGAAGCUAAAUAAAGGCUUAAACGUCACUACUUGUCUUGGAAUAGUAAGAACAAUGUUGAAAAUUAACAUUCCUUUAAUGUUUUUAAAGGUGUCGUGAAAUUAAAUUGACGUUUUUUUAGAUGUUAGUAUCGAUAUGUUCAUUUUAAGUAUAUCUAUAAUCUAGCGUGCUCCAAAAUUCACAUGUAGAAGAUAUAAACCUGAUAUAAACAUCUAAAGCUCUUCUGCUAUUGUCGUCAUACUUCAGCUUCUCACUAAAUCUUCUGACCAAUUAGAUGCUCUGUAGUGUCUGACAUGCCCCGCCCCUUCUUCUCAUUGGCUAUUCAUUUAAUGCGCUUGAGUUCAACCAAUGUCACUAGCUGAGCUGUUAGAAAAGACAACGCUAUUGGCUGUUUUUUUAAAGGGGAGGGGCUAAUGUAUGCCCCGCCCUCACUUCGUGUUUCAGUUGAGAUUACGUCAAAUAGAAAUGCGCAUUUCAAAGCACUUUGAGACCUUUAAUAAAAAGUGGCGUUUAAUUAAGCAAUCUAUACUCUUUUUGUUAUUAUUUCCCCCAAAAUAUGCUAUCUGCUAUUGUCGUCAUACUUCAGCUUCUCACCAAAUCUUCUGACCAAUUAGAUGCUCUCUAGUGUCUGACAUGCCCCGCCCCCUUCUUCUCAUUAGCUAUUCAUUUAAUGCGCUUGAGUUCAACCAAUGUCACUGGCUGAGCUGUUAGAAAAGACAACGCUAUUGGCUGUUUUUUUAAAGGGGAGGAGCUAAUUAAUGUUUCAGUUGAGAUUACGUCAAACAUUCAAUAAAAAUGGCACCUUUCAAAGGACUUCGUGACCUUUUAGGCAUUUAAUAAAGCAAACUAUACUCUUUCUGUUAUUAUUGCUCCAUAAUAUGCUUAAAAUGUGCUUUCCAUGUCAUGAUUUAGGAACAGAUGUGAUCGUAUGAUUAUUUUUUGAUGCUGAACCCCAAGGAAACCUUCGCUAAACGUUGUGAAAAUGUUCUCUUAAAGUUGUGAGUGAUUAUUCUUCCAGUCUCAUUAAUUCAGUUGUUGGAAUGUUUAGAGAAGAUUGAAAUGUAACAUUCCUAUAAUGUUUUCAAACCAAUAAAGCGUAACGUGUGAUCAAAUGAAA